ACAAUUGUCCGUUGGGUGUUGAUAUUUCAGUUGAGCUUUCUUCGUCAGUAGGUGACUAUCACAAUGAAAGGCUGAAGCUUAAGUGCAAGUACGCAACGAAUCUGCAGGAGUGAUCAACAGGUGUCAGCUGAAGAAGACCAAAAUGCCGUCCAGUAACUAUACAAACAUCACAAACUCAACUGAGCCCUCCUCUAUUGGAGCAAAUACUUUGGUCGAACAGUAUGAAGAAUCAAAAGCCCUUUACAUUUUCCGUUUAACCCUGUUCUCCGUUAUCAUCUCGGCCAGUAUAAUCGGCAAUUUGGUGGUUUGUUAUGCUGUGUGUACCAUACCUUCCCGCAAGCCUCUCUCCUACUAUCUCGUCGCUAACAUGGCCUUCGCGGAAAUUCUAAGCAGCGUUUGUUUGGCCGUCAUGUUUGCGAGCUGGCAGAAUCCAACUGACGUCGUUCUUCAAGAAGCCGCAUGCAUUUUGAAUCCGUUCCAAGUAAUUGCUCUUCUCGUUGUGAUCUACUCACUGGCUGCCAUCGCUUUUUAUCGUUACAGAUUCAUUGUAAACCCUCUUCCACGCACACCAUCAUCAGUAAAGACAGUAACAAUUCUGACCAUAUCUGGGUUGUGGCUGUUGUCAUUUGCAAUCGCCUGUCCCUUUUUCUUUGGUCUCAGAUUUAGAAAUGGUGUAUGCAUGGAGCUGUCUGUCGUAAGUAAUAGAUCCUAUGUAGCCAUCAGAUUCAUCCUGAACUACGCUUUACCUUAUGUGAUAAUGCUGGCAUCUUACGGAGCGGUGGCGUGGAACUUAAGGAGACGAAUUGUGCAGAUUAAGAGAAGAAAUCGAGAUUCGAUUGUUACUUCCUCUUGUGGUGUUGAAACUGAACUCCAAGAGUUACGAGAUGGCGCGAGAAUGGAGGAACGAAGAAGUGUUCUGCUCGAACAGAAUAACCGAAGAGACAGCAAACCCGAAAACACAGACCCGGAGAAAGAUUUACUUAAAAUGAUUUUUGUGCUUAUUAUCAUUUAUGUUGUUUGUUAUUUUCCGUAUCAAGCCCAUUAUGUGUGGGAAAGGGUUUCUAACAUCACUGCUUAUCAAUUUAGAUAUCAUCAACUCUUUAUUGAUUAUAAUUUUAUUUUGAUUUGCCUUCCUAGCGCCUUACAUCCUUUGUGUUAUGGAACAAUGAACAGUUUCUUUGCUAAGGCGUUCUCCAAAAUCAUUCUCUGUAGAUCUUGAAAACACAAUGAUGAAUAUGUUUCUCAAGUCGUAGGAUGCUUUGUUCAAGUUUGAGCAAAUUCUUAGGUUCAUUUUGCCUUGUUAUGAGAGCCAUUUCCGGAUGAAAGUUUUUUCAACUUGAGUUGUUCCUCCUCGUCGUUUAGGACUUGUGAGUUUAUCUCAAAAUUGACUUGUUGACUGGGCCAUUAUUUCAUAUACAGACUUAUCAUGAUGAUAAAUGUUUAUGCAACCUGUGUAUCUGCAGCAACAAAGGUAGUAGAAGAUACUUUUGAGCAACUUUACAAAUGUAAGUGAUAUGACAAGAGGAAAAUGCUUAUUGUUGAGAAGAAAUUAAAUUUGACUAGGGCCCUUUAAGUGCAUGAUAAAAUAUUAUCUUUUUGUUGCUGAUAACGAAUUCCUGUUCAAAUUUAAAAUUACAUUAAGUCGGCGAAAUUGUAAAGAGAUCCAAAUUUAGAAACUGCUGCUAUUUAGAGCGUGCGCCCGUAGCAUGAAAUUUUUCAAUGACGAGAUAUCUUUUGCCGACCGACAAAUGGUUUUCGUGAAACUUUGGAAUGCUAAUUAUUCCUAAGUUGUCAGUUGUUUUCAUUGUUGGCUUAUUGUUUGCGGUUUUUUGACAUGUUGUUUGUAGGUGACAGGCACGUCACCUACAAAUUUAGAACACGCCAGGCACGUCACCUACUUUUCUCUGUUCACUAAUCAUGCGAACCAUGAGCAAUUUUCGAUAGAAUUUUGAAAACAAUCUGGCGCUGCUUUGAUAAUUCUUCAAUGCGCUAUAGGAAUGAUUCAGAGAACUCGCGCCAUGGUCUUUAUGCAGACUCUAGAAUUGAAACCAAUUGCAAUUUCGUUCAAUCCACUUUGCGCCUUUGAGGUCGUUGACUACUUGUGAUGUCCACGUUUUAUCUGUUUGGCCGAUGUUAUCAAGUUGGUUUUGGUUUUACAAAACUCAAUCGAAAAUCUCUCUAAUUAGGAAGCGUAGCAGACAUUGAUUUAUGUUGUGUUUAGGUUAAGUUCGGAUAGAACACGCGCUGUCAUUGGUUGAUAGAGCGUUCUACAUUAGAGUGAAAAACACAGAGCUGAGCUAAAGCUGGUAAUUUAGUGUUAACAACUGGGUUGAAAACGUAAAUUAGCUACCGUAAAGAGUAAAAAAGCGUUCGAGCGUUAGCCCUUUGUCAGAGCGAUUGGAGGAAUUGUGGGUUGUGUGUGGGUUUAUAGGCAGAAAGUGGAGCUACGCCAUUGGUGGGAAUAUAGUGACGAGAAAACAGGAAUAAAUUAUGAAAUUAGGAGAUCCUCGCAGCUAAGAACACUACUGAA
Molecule: messenger RNA, 2530 nt
Organism: Pocillopora verrucosa
Lineage: Eukaryota; Metazoa; Cnidaria; Anthozoa; Scleractinia; Pocilloporidae
Product: tachykinin-like peptides receptor 86C
Biological process (GO): G protein-coupled receptor signaling pathway
Cellular component (GO): plasma membrane
Molecular function (GO): G protein-coupled receptor activity
Source: RefSeq, a predicted model, not a curated record